AUCAAGAGUAUAGUAUUUAUAUUUUUUUCUAAUUCUUUUCUCAGUCGAGAAAAUAUGGUUAUGUCAUCAAAUAUGAAAUGAAUAUGUCACCAAAUUUUAAAACUUAAUUAAAUUAAUCUCAUGUUAUAAUUUAUAAACGUGACCCUCCUAUACUUUAUGUUCAAGUGCCGUCAGAAGUAUAGUUGAGCGGUCGACUUUGACUACCUGUUUUCAAAUGUCAUUUUCUUUCAACCUUUCUAGAGCCAACUGGUCAGAGCCGAUAUUGCUGUCAGUUUUGUUCAGUUUAGUUUUGGAGCUCAUUCUGUACGGAAUGAUUAUGGAAAACGAAAAAUAUAUCAUAUGUGCUGAACGGAUGAUAAUCCAAAACAUUAAGACUGUCUGCCGGGUCUUGACAGCUGGUGUAAGUUGCGAAAAGCUGAAACUUCUGGAGAAAAUUUAAAACUUAUUCAACAUCCUGCAUUAUUAUAUACAAAAGUCCAAGAGUAUGUAAAGCCAAUAUUUGAAGAUUUAUCCUGAGGUGAUUUGCUCGAAACAUGUUUGAGUGGCCAUACACAGAAUGCAAAUGAGAGUUUCAAUUCAACUGUUUGGCGUCUCGCUCCAAAAAACUUACAUUCAGGAUUAAAAGUCAUUGAAAUUGUCGUGUAUACAGCAGCUGGAUUAUUCAAUGAAGGAUAUACAUCUCUUUUACAACAGGUGAACCUACAUCAAAGAAGCAUCACCAAAAUCCACAGCCAAAGGAUGCGAUAUGUGCUUUAAACGAAUUGAAAACUGCAGCGGUAUACAAGUUAGUUGGUGAAACUGUUCCUAUAUUUACCAUUGCAGUACAGAUAGAUGGAAAAACUUAUGAGGGCAAAGGACGUACCAAAAAGAUAGCUAAACAUGCUGCCGCUGAACUUGCUUUAAGAGAUAUAGUGCAGUUCCGUAAUACACCAAUUAUUAAUAAGUGCCAGUUUGGUGUUUCUACCAGCGAUGUCACAAACAGAGAUAAUCAUCUUGUAAAUGUUGAUAUGUUAUCUAACUUUUCAACAUUUGGUCACUGGCAAAAACAAAUGACUUUGCCACAAAUUUUGGCAGAUCAAAUAGGAAAAAUAGUAAAUAAAAAAUUCACUGAACUUAGACUGAGUAAGCAGCAAAAUGCUCGAUACAAAGUAUUAGCUGGCAUAGUGCAAACAAACGGAUCGGAUGCCAAAUUAAUAUGCGUCACUACUGGUACGAAAUGUAUAUCUGGGGAUCAUUUAAGCUUAAGUGGUAGGGCUUUAAAUGACUGCCAUGCAGAAGUGAUAGCUCGACGAUGUCUCUGUGAAUAUUUGUACAAACAGUUGGAAUUGCAUACUGAAAAUCGAUCUGCAGAGUCUGUCUUGGAACGCAUAAAGAAGAGAUUUAGGUUGAAACAGGGAAUUCAGUUUCAUUUAUACAUAAAUACGGCUCCUUGCGGAGAUGCUACAAUAAUUUCUCCUCACGAAGAAAAUGUGGACAAAUAUCCUAAUAGAAAGGCCAGAGGUGAAUUAAGAGCUAAGAUAGAAUCUGUAUCAGGUACGGUAUCCGUGAAGAAUUACGAAAAAAUUCAAACUUGGGAUGGUGUUCUUAUGGGAGAAAAACUGCUGACGAUGUCGUGUUCAGAUAAAAUAGCUCGAUGGAACGUACUUGGUGUGCAAGGUGCACUUCUAAACCAUUUCAUUGAGCCAAUUUACUUCCAUAGCAUCGUUCUCGGCAAGUUGGUGAACCUUAGUCAAGUGUAUCAAGCUGUUUGCGGCCGUAUUGAAAAUACUAUUCAAGGUCUGCCACCAUUAUUCAGGCUCAACAAACCAUUGAUGAGUCGAACAACUUCGCCCAAAUUUAGGCAACCAAGCAAAACACCGAAAUACAGUAUUAAUUGGACUAUCGGUCAAAGCAAAGCAGAAGAAAUUAACUGUACCACAGGAAAGGACAAAUUGGGUAAACCCUCUAGACUUUCAAAGCAGGAGCUCUUCAGAAAGUUCUUCAGCCUACUAGGUAAAUUGGAAACAAUUGACGAUGUCGAUCAAAAUCAAUAUCGUUAUUACUUCGAUGCGAAAUCGUUGGUUCGAGAUUACUCUCUUGCCAAACGUCAAUUGAAGGACACUUUCGUACGCGCUCAACUUGGCAGUUGGAUUAAAAAACCGUUAGAACAAGAUAUGUUUGAGGUGGAUAUCUGACUGAAUAGGAUAAACUCUCAUUGUCAGUUAAGCGGAGUAUGUAGUUUCUACUGUAAAAUAGAUCACUCGUUUGGCGUGUUAUCUUAUGGCAGAAUUUGGCAUCAGUAAAGUAUAAAUGGUAGGAUGUUGAAAGCAAAGUAAUAUUUUGACUUCGUCAUCGCACGAUUCAACAAUAGUAAUAAAUGAUUGUAUUAGAAGUGUACAAUGAAAAUCGAUUGUUUUCAAUUGAGAUCGAAAACAGGAUAGUUAAGUUUCGGUACUUUUUGAAUUUUUUGAACUUAAAUGCUAUUCACAAAUGUUAGUAAAUUUUUGACAGUUUCCAUAGAUUGGUAAAUAGAUAAGGGUUAGAAGUUUCGUUUAAUAAACGUUAAUCGACGAAAAGAAUGCAAAAGUAUUUUAAAAAGAUUUUAUUUUUACGUUUCAACGGCGCGUCAUAAAAGAGAAAUUCAUGGAUAUUUUACGAUACAACGAGUCAGCACAUUUCCAUUAUUCUUCGGGGUACUAUUGUUAAACUUUGUCAUCGUUUUUCUAUUGUUAAUCUACAUUUUCUUAUUGUUAGACGAAAGGGAAAUUCAACGGAAGAUCCUUUUCCUCCCCCCUUCCUCUUUCCUCCCCUUUUAAUUCCCAUCUUUGCUACCUAUCCAUUUUUAUCGUGGUACCUCUAUGCAUCGUGGUUGGUAAGCUUGAAUAUUUCACUCCACUAUUUUUAUUUUCUAUUUUUUAACAUUU
Molecule: messenger RNA, 2903 nt
Organism: Polistes canadensis
Lineage: Eukaryota; Metazoa; Arthropoda; Insecta; Hymenoptera; Vespidae
Product: double-stranded RNA-specific editase Adar-like
Exons: 6
Coding region: 1008-2174 (388 amino acids)
Biological process (GO): adenosine to inosine editing; RNA processing
Cellular component (GO): nucleolus; cytoplasm
Molecular function (GO): tRNA-specific adenosine deaminase activity; double-stranded RNA binding; double-stranded RNA adenosine deaminase activity
Source: RefSeq, a predicted model, not a curated record